GCGGCGGCGCUGCGCUGGGUUCGGCGCAACAUCGCCGGCUUCGACGGUGACCCGGACCGGGUCACCCUGUUUGGUCACGGCGAGGGUGCCGCCUGCAUCAGCCUGUUGGUCAACUCGCCCGGCUCUGGACGAGGAUCCAUCGGGCGCCUCUUCCAUCGCGUGAUCCUGAUGUCAGGCUCGUCGCUGAGCCCGCUGGCGCUGGUCGAGUCCCGCGGUUUCGAGAGCGAGCGCCGUGACCGCUUGCUGCGCACCUUCGUCCGCAACGGCUACUGCUACAGCAACGUCGAGAUCUUCUACUCCAUCAUCAACGCGUACACUAACUGGAGCAACCCGCGCCGUCACCCGAUCACCGUGCGGGACGAGACGCUGGCGGCGCUCAGC
Pollicipes pollicipes is the source of this 381-nucleotide messenger RNA. Its product is annotated as cholinesterase-like. NCBI's taxonomy places the organism in Eukaryota, Metazoa, Arthropoda, Thecostraca, Pollicipedomorpha, Pollicipedidae. The transcript is spliced from 4 exons. The record is from RefSeq and is a predicted model, not a curated record. The annotation marks the transcript as partial.